Messenger RNA from Eurytemora carolleeae, 375 nucleotides. It is a transcript of the gene Psf1, whose product is annotated as DNA replication complex GINS protein PSF1. The transcript has 5 exons. Gene Ontology annotation, biological process: DNA strand elongation involved in mitotic DNA replication; DNA replication. The coding region runs from base 31 to 360 and encodes 109 amino acids. Gene Ontology annotation, cellular component: GINS complex. The record is from RefSeq and is a predicted model, not a curated record. NCBI's taxonomy places the organism in Eukaryota, Metazoa, Arthropoda, Copepoda, Calanoida, Temoridae.
AAUACGUUUUAUUUGUGGAUGUAGAGAAAAAUGUACGGAGAAAAGGGAAUACAGUUGAUAAGAGAAGCGGCAAGGUCAGAGGAAUCUUUGGCGCCCUUCAACGAAGAUAUCGUCAGACAAACGUUAGAGGAAACAAGAAACCUCUGGGAUGAGAACAGGGCCGAGGUGGCGCUAAACUCCACAAUUUCUCCUGCCAUUACGCUCAGGCACGCUGCUAUCGAGCGUAACAAAAGAUGUUUAUUAGCGUAUCUAAACAAUAGGAUGGAGACAAUCCGUGAAAUGAGAUGGCAGUUUGGGGCAGUUUUACCUGAGGGUAUACGGUUAAAUCUAGCUGAACCAGAACUUGAGUUCUCAAGGUAGGGAAUACGGUUAAAU